Molecule: messenger RNA, 498 nt
Organism: Eutrema salsugineum
Lineage: Eukaryota; Viridiplantae; Streptophyta; Magnoliopsida; Brassicales; Brassicaceae
Exons: 2
Coding region: 1-498 (165 amino acids)
Source: RefSeq, a predicted model, not a curated record
AUGGCUUACAUUAACAAGGUUUCAGUGGUUGCAACGGUUUUAUUUCUAGCGGUUGCGAUUGCUCCGGGUUUAGCUGAGCCAUUGUCGCCGAUGUUUCCAACGAUGAAUCUUACAUGUGCCACGGUGAUGCCUGACCUCCUCGAAAAGUGUUUCGCAACCGUUAGAGAAACGCCAACGGAAGAGUGCUGCAACGAUCUCAAAUCCGCGAACAAAACGCAAGUCACUUGCCUUUGUGAUCUUUACAUUGCAAACCCGGCGAUUGUGAACAUCACAGGACCUUACUCCGCCAAAAUCACAAACCAAUGUGGCGUUUUGGACAAAUAUUCUUGCAACGGUACUAGCAAAGGAGGCAGCAGCAAUAGUAGCAGUAGCAGCAACAGUAGCAGUAGUAGCAAUGGCAAUAGCCCAAGUGAGGGCAAUAAAGGAAGAGUGAACACAGUUGCUGCAUCGAUGGCUGUUUUUGGUUUUGUUGCAAGUCUAAUCUUCGGUAUGUUUUAA